AAUUAUACCACGUCAAAACUAAAAGUCUAAGAACAGUUAGUUUGGUAAACAAAUCUGAUUCUAUUAUUAUUAAAUACAAAAAAAAUCUAUUUCUAUUACUUUCUCCUUUGUUUUUGCCAGUCUAUCAGCAAAAUGGUAGAGUAAGAGAAUUAGACGUUUUUCUGUACUAAUUUCGCAAGUUUUACUCUAAGUAUAAAAUCUUUGGUUGUUUUGCUUGGGAAAACUUACUUUGUCACUUUUAAAAGCAAAGCAUAAGAUCAGGCAUUUUAAAAUGAAUGAAGCAAACUAUAUUUGAGAGAGUGAGCAGCCGUUUGGCAUUUCCUUAGGACUACAAACAAAUUUCUACAUCUCACAACUUUCUUCCAAGGUUACACGUUUGUUUUGGUACAGUGAACGAAAUAUAAACAAACAAAUCGUUAUGUGAGUGUUGUUUUUUUGGGUGAAAUAAACAAAAUUUUAAGUAUGAUACGCUUCAUACCAUUAGACACUGAUGUUGUCUAUUUAAUAUCAAUUAUUUCGACUGGUUUUGUCAAAAAACCCCCAACCGUUUGUUGCAAAAAUGGUGAAUUCAACGAGUUCUUUAAAUGUAGGAUUUGAGGAGAUCCAGAAAUUACUUUCGCUAGUUGAGCUGCAAACUAAACGGGAACUAAGGCAGGUGUACCAAAGAUGUGAGGAGCAAGAGGCAUUACUUUUAGAUUUGGCGAACAGCAUGCAAACGUAUUUCUCCGUAGCUAAUCCGCAGCAACGAAAACUGGAAGCUGUGUACGAAACACAACUCUUAAUUAUUGGCGAAAACAGCCAUGCUAGUAAAAGUUAUCAGCGCUAUAAAAGUGAUGUUCAUCUAUCAAAAAAUAAAAUUGAAGAGGUCUUGGAUAAAUUGGAGGAGUUUUUUUCUCUCGAUAGAAUGAUUAUAAAUAACUCUGUUGAUCUGUCUGAAGGAAAAUCACCGAAUGUAUCUUUUAAAGAACAAAGAUUACGAACGAAUGAGAUGGAUAGUUUUGAACUUUGCAGACAACCGGAGAAUGAGGAGUCUUCUAUUGAAUGCAUUACCCAAAAUUUGAAGUCGUAUAAAAGAACUUCGAGAGAUACUUCGCCUAUUCAACGGGUGAUUGCUUCUCGCAAUAAUGAUUCUCUAUAUCAAAACCGUCAACAACCUUUUAUAUCCAGUAAUUCCUUUAACUUAAACGAAACUUCCAAACAAAAGUUCAAUGGACCGAGUGAAGACUUGCUUUCAAGCACGGACAAUAAAGAUGAUAUCCGAGAUUUCUCGUCUUUUUUGAAAUCUGACAAUUAUAGUCCUUUGUUAAGCUCCACUAAGAACGUAACACUUAUAAAGGAUGAAAAGCAAGCGCAUGAAAAUACGCUUCAAAAUGAAGAUGAUGAAUUGGAAAUUCCUUCCUCUGAUAACCCUUCUAAUGUAUCCUUGAGUUUGGAUCUGUCUCAGGAAAGAAUGACUGAACACAGAUCAAAUACAAAUGAAAUCAUGACAAAGCAAAAGCAGUUUCAGGACCAUCAAAAGAAAAAUGCAGAAAUAAAGAAUCUGGUAUACGAAAAAUCGCCAAAACUUGAACAGACCGUUAACUAUGCACGCUUAGCAAAGUCUGUUUCAUUUCUUCCUUUUAAAGACAAAAAGAACAGAAUGGCAAGAAGGUCAAGGAAGAAGAAAACCCCGCCAGAAAGAAGAGAAAAUGGAGACUCAUACAGUAAUACUAGGUCUAAAGAUGAAAGUAAUCCUGCUGAAAGACACGCGAGUCCUAUUAGACAUUGCGAAAGGCGCUUAUCGACCCUGGAAGGUGAUCAAGAAGCAACUUCAGAUGAUAAAGAAAAUCAGCAUGUCCAAAAUCCGAAGCUAAGAAACAUUGUGUCAGAAAAUUCAAGUAGUCUUUCUCAUCAUUGUGAACGCAUAAAGCCUCGCUUCAAUAAUGAAUAUUCCAAUGAAUGGAAUUUCGACGAUAAUUUUAAAGAAAGUACUACUAUUUUACGUCGUGGCCAUUCAAAUGAUUCUGCACAGCAAAUAUACGCUGCAGAAAAUAAUCACAAAAAUAUGGUUACUCUAGAUUUUAAAGAUUGGAAUAUUUAAUUCUAUUUAACUUGCGUUUAAAGCUUAAAUCUAUCUUGGCGAAUCCCCUUCACUUGUUGAAAGCGCAAAUUAAAACACAUCCUUUUGUUUACGCACUCGAUCCUGGAGUUCCCUUUUAAAAGAUUUAAUAUAAAUGUUCUUAUAGAUUAUCCUUACUGCCUACAACUGCGGUAUGGUUAUCUAUAGUGUACUUCUUAUGCAAUGAACUUUUGAAUGAAGAGUAAUUAACUAUAUAACUGAAAACGUCUUGAUUUUUCUAGAGCAUCA
Messenger RNA from Schizosaccharomyces cryophilus OY26, 2347 nucleotides. RefSeq lists its product as uncharacterized. The record is from RefSeq and is a predicted model, not a curated record. Bases 560 to 2080 code for a protein of 506 amino acids. The transcript has a single exon. Lineage: Eukaryota; Fungi; Ascomycota; Schizosaccharomycetes; Schizosaccharomycetales; Schizosaccharomycetaceae.